AUGGAAGCGGUGACCCACGGAAAGACGGUUUAUCUUUCGUUUGUGUAUGGUGAUCCUGUUCCAAAAUUAAGAGAACAAGUGUGGGAACGUUUGACGAGAUAUGGGCUUGCGCGUUCAGAACCUUGGUUCAUCAUUGGGGAUUUAAAUGAGAUUACUGGAAAUCAUGAAAAGGAUGGAGGAUCACUGCGGAAAUACUUAGGGAUGGUGGCUUCUGAUCAUCGCCCAGUUGUGGCUUAUCUGGAUGAUAAAGUCACUAGGAGAAAAGGGCAAUUUCGGUUUGAUAAAAGAUGGAUUGGACAAGAAGGUCUUUUGGAAUCAAUUACAAUGGGCUGGUCAGAUUAUAGUGCAACAAGGGAAACUGGAAUAGUGGAAAAAAAUAGUAAUUGUCGACAUGAAAUUGCCAAAUGGCGAAAAAAUAAUCCUCCUUAUGGGAAGGACAAAAUUAAUGAAUUACAAAAAGCUCUUGAAGAGGUACAAACAGAUAAUUCUAGAUCUCAGGAGGAUAUUAUCGAGGUCUCAAAGAAGUUGCAAGAUGCAUAUAAAGAUGAAGAGGGGUAUUGGCACCAAAAGAGUAGGAAUACGUGGUACACAUCGGGGGAUCUCAAUACAAAAUUCUAUCAUGCUUUGACUAAGCAACGACGGGUACGUAAUCGGAUUGUGGGUUUAUAUGAUGCUUUGGGAAAUUGGAUUACGGAAGAUAUGGGUGUGGAAAAAGUGGCAGUGGACUAUUUCGAAGAGCUUUUCACUACCACUUCUCCAACGGAGUUUGAUGACUUUCUCACAGAGGUAUCACCGGGUAUUACUCCUCAGAUGAACUAA
Molecule: messenger RNA, 819 nt
Organism: Brassica oleracea var. oleracea
Lineage: Eukaryota; Viridiplantae; Streptophyta; Magnoliopsida; Brassicales; Brassicaceae
Exons: 2
Coding region: 1-819 (272 amino acids)
Source: RefSeq, a predicted model, not a curated record